AUGCCUCGUGUCACGCAGGUAUCGCGCUCAAAUAGCAGCAGGAGUACCAGCAGACAAGUUUCCGCUGGAUCCCUCGCUCAGUCGCCGUUCAAAUCACCAGUGAAGAUACCUCUAACAUUGAACGACGAUGCGCAGGAAAAGGCGCAACGACUCCAUUCACGCCAGGCCCUCCACGAGGCACAAAUUAACCAGCUCAAAGCUGCGGCUGCUACUCCGUCAAAGAGGACCGCCAGCAUCCGCCUCGAAGAGCUCGAAAAUGCAGCCUCCCCCGGAUCUAAGCCUGCGACUCCACGUCCUCGACCUGGAGGCAAGGAACUUGUCGGCGAGGAUGAGGAGCUGGUUGUUGGCGGCAGCGUCGUAACGCCGAUGAAGCGCGUCCCGAUCUUGGCCAACUUCGAGGAGUGGAUGAAGAUGGCGACAGACAACAAAAUCAACCAGGCGAACUCUUGGAACUUUGCCCUUAUCGACUACUUUCAUGACAUGUCGCUUCUGAAGGAAGGCGACGGUGUCAACUUUCAAAAAGCGAGUUGUACACUCGACGGCUGCGUCAAGAUUUACACCAGCAGAGUCGACAGCGUCGCCGAGGAGACAGGAAAACUUUUGAGCGGCCUUGCGGACAGUCGGGACAGCAAGAAGAAGAGGGCUGACGGUGAUGGAGAGGGCGAAGAUAGCGGGGCCGAGGACGAGGUUGAUGAGGAUGGUAAUGUCAUCAAAAAGCCCAAGAAGAAGUCUCGAUCCGCCGAGGCGACGCUAGCACCAUCAUUCUCUUCGAUUCAAUUGAAGAAGUUUGAGCUUGAAUUUGCUGUCGACCCCUUAUUCAAGAAGGCUUCGGCAGACUUCGACGAGGGCGGCGCCAAAGGCUUACUUCUCAAUCAUUUGAUGAUUGACACGCAGGGGCGCAUUGUCUUCGACAGCAGCGACGAAGCGAACGAUACUUCGGAGAUGCCCAAAUCUAGGCGCAGCGAGGUCAUGGACGAGGACCAGGACCUGGACGCCGAUGACACCGUGCAGCCAGAGGCCGCCCCCACUCCUACCCCUGAGGAGGAAGAUGUUGAGAUUGACAUUGGAGCGCUUGGGGCGCGGUUUUUCUCGGAUCUCUCCCGCCUCGACGAAUUCGACGUAUGCCCCUCUUUGAAGACCUUUGAUCUUGGCGACCCCUCGGGAACCAUGGACAUACCAUUCCUCAAGGCGGCCGAGGACUGGAGGCAGGAUCAGGACAAGGAAAAGACACCAGGCCCUGGCGACAAGUCGGGCAUGUUCAUCGAUGAGGACAACCCGCUAGGAUUUGACGACGACGACGGCCUCGGUGCCUUUGACCUGGGCGAGGUCAACAUCAAUUUCGGCGAAGGAGGUGAGGCUUGGGCAAAGGAGGCAGCGCUGGAGCCACAAAUGCGCGUUUUCGAUAUGGGCCUCGGCGAGGACGGCGUGGCGGGCGAUGCUGCCGACAUGGUCGAAAGCAUGGACGGGGACUAUGUCGUCUCUAUGUCCUAUGCACAGAAGGAAGGCAAGAUGCACGAAGACAUACUCGGCUACUUCGAUCAGGCUCUCCAGAAAAAUUGGACCAGUGCAGAACACUGGAGGAUCCGUAAGAUCAAAGACGUCAACAAGCCUGCAGCAGCGACAAGAUCGAGGAAGGAGAAAGAGGCAUUUGAAAUCGAUUUCUUGUCGCCGCUGGACCAAACCACCGCCGAGCUGAUAUACACACCUGCCUCGAGCAAUACGGUCAUUUCAAUGCCAAAGAAGGACUGGAAGUCCAAGUCAAGGAAUCUGAUCCCAGAUGACAAGCACUUCAACUCGAAGCAGUUGCUAUCGCUAUUCCUGAAGCCCAAAGCUCGCCUAGGAAGGCGGAGACAACUGGGUGGUGGUAACCGUGGCGCGUUUGGCAACGCAAACGAGCAUGCAGAUGUGCCGGAUGGUAACAUGGAUGAAGCAUUCUGGGCCUCACAAAAGGCACCUAUGCUGCAGUCCACAGAAAGGGACGAUGCCGCCCUGCCACAAGGGGACUAUGAUGCCAACUUCUUUGAUGACGGCCUGCCGUUCGCGGGCGGUGACGACGACGACGACGACAUGGACGAGUUUGCCGACGCUCGCGAGCACUUUUCACCCGGCGCCGACGGUGUAGAUGAUGGAGGCGCUACGGGAGCCUUUACAAACGCCUUUGGUGGCAUGACUAUUACCAAUCCUGCCGAUCUAGCCUUCGGAACCAUGUUGGUGACACAAAGCCGACGGGUCCGGCCCGAAUACGUGCAAUAUGCCCGUGUGGCCAAGAAGGUUGAUGUGAGAAGACUAAAGGAAGAGAUAUGGAAGGGUAUGGAUUUUGAGGCUCUCGACAAGGAGCCAAAGUCGAGGCUGCCGACGCCGCCCGUGGAGGGGGAUGAGGCCGAAGUUCCUGCGUCUGACAAGGACAGUGGCCCUCUGCUUAAGUUUACCGAAGUCAUGAACGACCUGCAAACAGUGUAUCCCAAAACAGUCAUGGAUGACAUCUCUACCAGCUACUGCUUCAUCUGCCUACUUCAUCUGGCCAACGAGAAAGGGCUCGUCAUCAGCAAAACGCCAGAACUUACCGAAUUGGAGAUCCGCAAGGAUUGGUCGGCUGAGAUUACUGAGGGUGGAGAAUAA
This is a messenger RNA of Pyricularia pennisetigena, 2619 nucleotides long. RefSeq lists its product as uncharacterized. The transcript has 4 exons. Gene Ontology annotation, cellular component: condensin complex. Gene Ontology annotation, molecular function: chromatin binding. The record is from RefSeq and is a predicted model, not a curated record. Gene Ontology annotation, biological process: mitotic chromosome condensation. NCBI's taxonomy places the organism in Eukaryota, Fungi, Ascomycota, Sordariomycetes, Magnaporthales, Pyriculariaceae. Bases 1 to 2619 code for a protein of 872 amino acids.